CUUCAUUCACGCUCCUCCGACCUUCUCUAUUAAUUAAUCUAAUUCCAGCUCCACCAUGCCUCACGCAGACUCCUCCUACUUCGCCUGCAAUGCCUCCAAAGCAGACAUCUACAAGCAAGUGCUCGAACAAACCAGGGGUCUCGUAACAGGACAACGCAACUGGGUAAGUAACUUUUCCAAUGUCGCCUCCCUCCUCUGGCACGCCUACGCCGCCCUCCCACCCCCCUCCUCCGCCGUAAACUGGACCGGCUUCUAUAUCCGCCAGGACAAAUUUCCUUCUCUGGGUGGGGGUGCUCCAGCAUCGACAAAUGAAAACGAACAGAACGACCCUCGUCGUCGUCGUCGUCUUCUUCUUCUUCUAGGACCCUUCCAGGGCCGUCCUGCAUGCCAGGAAAUCCGAUUCGGGCGCGGCGUGUGCGGCGCUGCGGCUGAGACCCGCGAGACCCUGGUGGUGCCUGAUGUGUUGAAGUUCCCGGGGCAUAUUGCUUGUGAUGCGAGGAGUCGGAGUGAGAUUGUGGUGCCGAUUUUGGUGGAUGGGGAAACGGUUGCGAUUAUUGAUGUAGAUUGUACGGAGCCCGAGGGGUUUGAUCAAGUCGAUCAAAAGUAUUUGGAGGAAUUGGCGGCGCUUCUUGCGGAGAGUUGUGAUUGGUAAUAUUACUAUAAUAUAACUAACUAACUAAAUAUAUUGAUUGCAAG
Aspergillus ochraceoroseus IBT 24754 is the source of this 696-nucleotide messenger RNA. Its product is annotated as GAF domain-containing protein. Gene Ontology annotation, molecular function: protein binding; L-methionine (R)-S-oxide reductase activity. NCBI's taxonomy places the organism in Eukaryota, Fungi, Ascomycota, Eurotiomycetes, Eurotiales, Aspergillaceae. Bases 56 to 652 code for a protein of 198 amino acids. The transcript is spliced from 4 exons. The record is from RefSeq and is a predicted model, not a curated record. Gene Ontology annotation, cellular component: cytosol.